AUCAUUCCAGCAUUUUACGCCGAUGGCGGACCCUUCAUGCCCCUUUCUUCUCCUCGCCGAUCUCAUUCCUCGGUUGGCACAAAAAUGGCAACACGUAGAUUUGGCUUGUUGUGAUUGUGAGGUCGUACCUUCUCUGCUUUCUUCGCUCUUCUCUUCUCUGAGAUGCUGAUUGAACUCCAGAGCAGAAGCCCCUCUUAUGGAGACUGCUGGUGUCCUCUUCAGACCAUCAUUUACUCCUUCCACAUUCAAUGCCGUGAGCGCUGUCCGAAAGCCGCUCGGUCCGAGGACCCACUCAUUCUUCAACUUUGCUAAUUACAGGAAACCCAGAACCUCUGCUCUCUCAGUUUCUUCUAAAACUCCACCAGACAAAGAAAGUCCCGAUUUUGAUUUCAAUCACGCGACUUCCCCGUUAAACCCCUACUGGGUUUCGGCCAGAGCCUUCAGAAGCGUCAAAGACCUUGCAGGUCUGUACUUCCAGAAAUUGGCUUCCACGGCACAAGCAUAUGGUGAGUCGGAGGGGGUUGUAGACAGUUGUAAUGGUAGUAGGUAUUUACAAAAUGGCGGAAUAGGAAUCGCUUUGCUAAGUUUGACUUACAGCGCUAAGGUCAAAAUCAGUCCUUUCGUCGCAACCUUAGCCGCGAACCCGACUUUCGUUUCGGGUCUGUUGGCUUGGUUUUUUGCUCAGUCGGUGAAGGUGGUACUGAAUUUCUUUGUGGAGAAAGUAUGGGAUUUGAGGAUCUACUUUGCCUGUGGAGGCAUGCCCUCUUCUCACUCGGCUUUGUGUACUGCUUUAACUACUUCAGUGGCGCUGUGUCAUGGCAUGGCGGAUUCAAUGUUUCCGGUUUGCUUGGGUUUCAGUUUGAUUGUUAUGUAUGAUGCCAUUGGUGUACGACGACAUGCUGGCAUGCAAGCUGAGGUUCUGAACAUGAUAGUCGAGGAUUUGUUCCAAGGGCAUCCUAUUCGUAAGCGAAAGCUCAAGGAACUGUUAGGCCACACCCCAUCACAGGUCCUUGCCGGAGCUCUGCUCGGCUUUGCGGUUGCCUGUGUCUGUCAUCAGGUGUGCUUAGUUGCAGCGUGAUCUGUAUGAGAGCAAUUUCUGUGGGAUAGAAUUGAUGGUUUGCGAUCUGCUUGUGUACUCCGUUCCUCUUCAUGCUCCAUCAGGCCAAUGCAACAUAUCAUACUUCAUCAAAAAUCGAAAUUUGAUUCUGCUUUCCCCU
Rhodamnia argentea is the source of this 1217-nucleotide messenger RNA. RefSeq lists its product as uncharacterized. Lineage: Eukaryota; Viridiplantae; Streptophyta; Magnoliopsida; Myrtales; Myrtaceae. The transcript is spliced from 2 exons. The coding region runs from base 197 to 1078 and encodes 293 amino acids. The record is from RefSeq and is a predicted model, not a curated record.